This is a messenger RNA of Cydia strobilella, 862 nucleotides long. Its product is annotated as circadian clock-controlled protein daywake-like. The transcript has 5 exons. NCBI's taxonomy places the organism in Eukaryota, Metazoa, Arthropoda, Insecta, Lepidoptera, Tortricidae. The record is from RefSeq and is a predicted model, not a curated record. Bases 93 to 815 code for a protein of 240 amino acids.
GGUCCGAUGAUUCCUGACUCACUUUCGAGUUUGAGCGCCACCAAAGACCUAGUGUAAUUGAAUAAUUGUGGUUGGGUUUUAUAAUUUACAAAAUGGGUGUUAUAUUUAAAUUUGUAGUUUGUCUAAUGGCCGUGAAUUUCGUUUCCUGUGCAGUGCUACCUGAUGUGGGUAAAUGCAACCUCGAAGACUCGGCAUGCAUGACCCCAGCGUUCCAAAAGGCCUUCCCCAUGUUCAUGUCCGGUCUGCCUGAGCAAGGAGUGGAAGUGUUAGACGUUAUGAACAUGGACGAUGUUGCCUUCGACUUGUCGGGUCUCCAGUUCAGCCUUAAAGAAGGAAAACUGAAGGGCUUGAAGGCAGCAACAGUUGAUAACGUGAAAUGGAAUCUUCAAAAGAAGACCUUGUCGGUAUCUUUCCAUACGGAUGCUUCGAUCAAGGGACACUACGUUGCCUCCGGAAGGAUCUUGAUCCUGCCCAUCACUGGUGACGGACAGAUGAAACUGAAAAUGAAAAACAUCCUUAUCAAGCUGCUUAUGCACUACGAAGUUGAAAAGGACGCGCAAGGAAAGGACCACAUGGUCCCCACCAAGUAUUCCUUUGACUUCGACAUCAGAGACAACGCCCACUUCAGUCUUACCAACCUCUUCAAUGGAAAUAAGGAACUGAGUGACGCCAUGUUAAAAUUCUUAAACGAAAACUGGAAGCAGAUUUCCAUUGAAUUCGGUCGGCCUCUUGUGGACUCCGCAUCGAAGAAGAUAUUCAAAAACGUAAAGGCGUUUUUGAAAAGCGUAGCGAUAAACGACAUUGCGCAGUAUUAACUCACCUGUUAUUUUAUAUAUGUAACUACUUAAGUUGCUGUGGUUAU